AUGGUGGGAUGGGGUUGGUGUUUAGGGGGGGGGUUGGUUGGGUAUUGUUGGUUUGGGUAUUAUGGGUGUAUGGGUGAUUGGGGUGGGGGUGUGGGGUGGGGUGUGGUGGGGAGGGGGGGUUUGGGGUUUGGGUUUUUUUGGUAUUUUGGGGUAUUGGUUGGGGGGGGGGUUGGUUGGGGUGUUGGUGUGUUUGGGUUUUUAAUUUGGGGGGGGUGUUGUUGUUAUUUGUGGUUUGUUGUGUUUUUUUGUGGGGUGUGGUGGGUGGUGUGGGUUUUUUUUGGGGUGGGUGGGGGGUGUGUGGGGUUGGUUGGGGUGUUUUGGUGGGGUUUGUGGGUUGGGUGUUUUUGGGGUUGUGGUGGUGUGGGUGUGGGGUUGGGGGUGUGGGUGGUGUGGGGGGUGGGGGGAUGGUGUGUGGUGUUUUUUGGGUGGGUGGUGUGGUGGUGGGGGGGGGGGUUGUGUGUUGUGUGGGUGGUUGUGGGGGGUGGGUGGUUGGUGUGUGUGGUGUGGUGGUGGGUGGGGGGGGUGGGUGGGGGGGGUGGGUUGGUGUGUGUGGGGGGUUGGGGUGGUUGUGGUGGGGGUGUUGGGGGGUGGGGUUUGGUGGUGGGUGGGGGGUGGGUGGGGGGUGUGGGUGGGGGGGGGGGGGUUUUUGGGUGGGUUGUUUGGGGGGGGGGUGUGGGUUUGUGGGGGUGGGGUUGUUUUGGUGUUGUUGUGUGGGUUGGGUUGGGGGGGUGGUUUGGGGGGGAUUUGGGGGGGGGGGGGGGGGUUGGGGUUUUUGUUUGGGGGGGUGUUGUGGUGUGUGUGUGGUGUGUUUAG
Molecule: messenger RNA, 813 nt
Organism: Knipowitschia caucasica
Lineage: Eukaryota; Metazoa; Chordata; Actinopteri; Gobiiformes; Gobiidae
Source: the annotation of a GenBank genome assembly